Molecule: messenger RNA, 765 nt
Organism: Magnolia sinica
Lineage: Eukaryota; Viridiplantae; Streptophyta; Magnoliopsida; Magnoliales; Magnoliaceae
Exons: 3
Coding region: 1-765 (254 amino acids)
Source: RefSeq, a predicted model, not a curated record
AUGACCAUAGUCAACCGCAAGGUUUAUCGCAUUCUUGUCAACACAGGGAGCUCAGCCGACGUCAUCUAUUCCGAAGCAUUCGAGAAAAUAGGGAUCGAAAGUUUACGCCUUCGACCCGUGAAAACUCCUCUACACGGCUUUACCGGAGAUAGGGUGAUCUCCGAGGGAGCCAUCACUCUCCCUGGCGGUUGUGUCCACAUACCAUCUAAUGAUGAAGGUGGGGUUGGAUACCUCCGAGGGGACCAGCGUGAAGCUCGGAGAUGUUACGCGAUAGCUGUGAGAAAAGGGUCGGUAAAGCAUGCCCUCACCAUCAACGUCCUCGACCCCAGAACUCCCACGAAAGAUCCCCCCAUGGAGGACAUGGAGACUGUCCCGCUUGAGGAAGCCGACCCGAGUAAAACUGUUCAGCUCGGAUCUUUGUUGAAUUCCAAGCAGAGGUUGAAUGUGGAUCCGUAUCAUAAACCAGUGAAACAGAAGAGAAGAGCGUUUGACGCCGAGAGAUACACCGCCAUAGCCGAUGAAGUCUCCAAGCUCCUCAGCGUUAGCUUCAUCAAGGAAGUACAUUAUCCAGUCUGGAUCACCAACGUGGUCCUGGUGAAGAAAUCAAAAGGGAAGUGGCGGGUCUGUGUAGAUUACUCAGACCUGAACAAGGCCUGUCCUAAGGAUAGCUUCCCCUUGCCUCGAAUCGACCAGCUGUUGGACAGCACGGCUAGACACAAGCGACUAUCCUUCCUGGAUGCCUUUUCAGGUACAAUCAGAUUCUGA